GACUUUUGCUGCGUUACCAACUCCGGUCAGCAGGGGGCAAUGUGGAGACGCGUGACGUAGAAAAUAGUGGACAUGACGUCGCAAACCAACAACAACAAAGAUGGAGGCACGUUACCUCGGGUGACUGUAACGUUACUAGUCUGUCUAGCGGUCAGCUAGCUAUUCCAGCGCCGCCGACCACCAACCGGUCCCAGACAUGAGCUCUCUAAGCUACUUCACCCCGGCCCGAGAAGAAGAGCUGCUGUGGUCGGGAAACGCAGGCGCAGCCACCGGACCUCUACCCAGCACCCUCGGAGGAGAGGAGGCACGGCGCUUCUAUCAAAGCCUCAUAGAAGAAGGGGAUGGAGAGGAGAGACGAGGAAUGGAGCAGAGGGGGAGAGAGAACCGCAGGGGGAGAAGAGCGGGGCAGCACGUCCAGGCUAGCAGGCAGCAGGCUAGCAGGCAGCAGGCUAACACCACCAGCACUACCACAGAACUGGAGGGGCUAAGACUGCUGCGUUGUGCCCAGGAAGGAGACCUGUCUGGGGUGAGAGGCCUGCUGUCCCGGGGGGUGGAUGUCAACUUCCAGGACAGCUGGUGGUGGACAGGUGUGAUGUGUGCAGCGGCGGCAGGGCAGCGGGGUGUCGUUAGGCUCCUCCUCCAGCAGGGGGCGGCGUGGGUGGGCGUGGUCGACACGCAGGGCCGGGACGCCAGGGAGCUGGCUAGGAUGGCGGGGCAUAGCGGGGUCCUAGAGGAACUGGACCACUACGGGUCUCCGCAGGACUGUGACCAUGAGAGACAGAGGGGUCAACACAACCAUUACAGGAGAGAGACGCAGGACCACCAGGACCACAGUUCUCCCCCAGCGGUAGCAGCAGUCCAGACCCAUCAGAACCAGUCCACCCAGAAUCAGACCCAGUGGUGUCCAGUCUGCAGUGUCCACUACUCCUCUCCUCCAGAGACACACCUCUCCUCCACCCUCCACCUGUUCUCUCUCUCCCGCCCUGCCCCCCUUCCCCACUACUGCCUCCCCCCCUCCACCCCCGCCUACCAGAUGAUGCUGCGCUCCGGAUGGACCCCUGGAGGGGGGCUGGGGCCCGAAGGGGAGGGUCAUAAACAGCCGGUCCGGACCGUCCUGAAGAGGGACAGUAGAGGCCUGGGGUACGGACCCACACCCCGACCCAAGGUCACACACUUCCAACCCAAAGACCCGCAGGCAGUCAGACGGACGGGGAAGGAGGGUCGGGGGGAGAGGGGGAGGAGGGGGAUGAAGGAGGAGAGCAGGAGGGAGGAGAAGGACAGGAACUGGGAGAGGGACUUCCGCUCUUCCUUUAACACCUUUGACCCCUGACCUCUAAAUGUUGACCCUGGGACACCUGUUGUAGUCAGUUUCUCUCUAGUGUACACUCUCUCUCUCUCUCUCUCUCUCUAUCUAGUGUACACUCU
Messenger RNA from Oncorhynchus mykiss (rainbow trout), 1425 nucleotides. Lineage: Eukaryota; Metazoa; Chordata; Actinopteri; Salmoniformes; Salmonidae. The record is from RefSeq and is a predicted model, not a curated record.